AUGGAAAAAGAUUCAUCACACCCACCAAAACAUGAUGGUGGUGAUAUUAAAAAAACAGCUUUAGAUAAUAAUUCUUUUAAUUUUAUGCAAGUUGGAAGGUUCGCAUUAUAUGGAUUUAUGAUAGCACCUGUAAUUCAUACUUGGUAUAGUUUUUUGGAUAAAAGAUUUCCUUUGCCUGCUGGAGUUUCUACCGGAAUUGCUGCUGCUACUGAAGUUUCUUCUUCUAUUAAACAUAUUAAUACAAAUGGAUUUUGGAAUAAAUUAAAGAGAAUGAAUUUACAAUCUCUGAAUGCAGUAAUCAAGAGGGUUGCAGUGGAUCAAAUUAUGUUUGCGCCAGUUGGAGUAGGUUCAUUUUUUAUUAUAAUUAGUGUAUUGGAAGGUCGAAAUAUUAAUGAAAUCAAAGGAAAAAUUGAUGAGGCAUAUCUACCAGCAUUAAAAGCAAAUUAUACAGUUUGGCCAUUAGUACAAUUUAUUAAUUUUAGAUUUUUACCAUUAAAAUAUAGAGUACCUUUUGUUAGUUCUGUUGCACCUAAUCAUACAAGGAUGAAUAAUUCUUUAUUAUCUGAGAUUAAAUUUUCUAUACAAAAGUAUGAAUUGAAAGGAAGAAGAGUUAAUAGUGUUUAUUUCGGAGGUUUAGCAUUGCCAUCAACAUUCAAUGAAAUUCUUGAAACUAUUUCUCAAGAAUGCUAUUUGCCUAUAGAUGCUGAAAUCACAAUGGAGGGAAAUCCAACCUCUACAGAAUCCACAACUCUCACUGAAUUCCUUUCUACAGGCAUAAAUAGAAUUUCCCUUGGUUUACAAUCCUUAAAUUCAAAAGAUUUAAAAUUAUUAGGUCGUGAUCAUUCCGUAAAUGAAGGUAUAAAAGCAUUAGAGAUGGCAAAACGAAUUUUUGGUGAUCAGAAUACUGCUUUAGAAAUGGCAUCCGAUCAUAUUUCAUUAUAUGAACUUACUGUAAAAGCUGGAACACCAAUAUAUAAUGAAGUAAAAUUAGGAAAAUAUACAAUACCAAAUUCAGAUAUUAUGGCAGACAUGUAUGAAACAACCAUUCAGGUUACAAAGGAAUUUGGAUUUGAACAAUAUGAAGUAUCAAACUUUGAAAGAAAGGGAAAAUAUAGUAAACAUAAUUUUGGAUAUUGGAGUGGAUUAGAUUAUCUUGGAGCUCACGGAAGAAUUUAUGAUCCAUUAAUUGGAACCAGGAUAAGAACGUACAAUAUAUUACAUCCAGAAGAAUGGAUGACUCAAUGUGAAGAAAUUAAACAUGGACUUAGAAAAUCUACUCAAAUGUCCAUGAAAGAUAUAAAAGAGGAAUUAGUUUUAUUUGGAUUACGCACAAAAAUUGGAAUUCCUUGUUCAAGAUUUAAAUUAUAUUCUAAUAAUGAACAAGAAUUAGAACAGUUCCUUAAUAUGGAAAAAGUAAAUAAUUAUGUUCAAGAUGGGUUUUUGAUAUGGGAUAAUAAAUUAAAUGAAAAUAGUGAAAAUGAUAUAUUAUCUGAAUUUAGAGAAGAAUUGAAAGAUGGAAGAUUAAGACCUACAGAAAAAGGAUUAGCUGUAAUAGAUGAAAUUAUUCCUAGAAUUCUUAAUUAA
Molecule: messenger RNA, 1584 nt
Organism: Diversispora eburnea
Lineage: Eukaryota; Fungi; Glomeromycota; Glomeromycetes; Diversisporales; Diversisporaceae
Source: the annotation of a GenBank genome assembly